Molecule: messenger RNA, 3912 nt
Organism: Liolophura sinensis
Lineage: Eukaryota; Metazoa; Mollusca; Polyplacophora; Chitonida; Chitonidae
Exons: 5
Coding region: 10-915 (301 amino acids)
Source: RefSeq, a predicted model, not a curated record
UCCAUCAGUAUGGUUAUCACUAACGAACUUACAUCAACCUCCCCGACUCAGCUGGUGGCUGGCCAGAAAUACACGACGAAUAAAACGGCAGGCAUGGUAACAGUGCCAUCUAGCGGCGAUGGGCAAAAGCUCGGCUUUCCAAUAUCGUCGACUCCGCCUGGCCCGGGUAGAGGGAAGCAAGGCGGUACACUGAGGAACUGUGUGUACUAUCAAAAUCGAUUUAUUAUUCUAGACCCUGUAGACGAUAAAGCCCAGCUGUCGACAGAGAAGGCAGAGAACCGAGUGAACAAGCCGCCUGCGUCCUCCUGUGACCCGAGCUCGGGCUGGCAGGAUGGCAAAAUAGACGCACCUCUGAACGAAACCGGCGAUUUGAGUUUUGAGAACUACGUCCGCGCUGCCAACACUGAUUCCGUGGGCAGAAAUCACAGAAAAACUGGCGGAAAAAUGGAGAUGGACGCUUCGUCGGUGACGAUGGUACCUCGUGGAAUAGAGGUUGUCAUUGACGAUGGGGAAGGCGGCAGUCCAAGGAGAAUGCACACGGGUAUUGCCCCUCCGCGAGAAAAUAACUCCAUCCUGAAAAAGAUCUGGAGUAUUUUACAAGACAAUAGGAUGAAAGGUCGAGACGACUGGGAGGCUGUGUUGAACUCGACCCGUCCCGAGGACCACCGAGUGCUCAAGAAAAUCCUCAACAUAAUCUUCCUCACAAUUGGAGUGUCGCUGUUACUUUCCGUCAUUAUCGUAGUCAUCUACGCUACCGUAGUUGAGGAAACUCGGGGUCCUUACAUCCCCCCGGGAUCCAAUGACCUACCGCCAUCAUACAUGAAUGAAGGUCAAAGCAAUGAUACUCAAGGCGGAUCACUAAGCGCCGAACAAUCGGUCAAUUUUGAUCUUGAAGAAUUAACGUUUCGUCAGUGAUCAACUCUUCGGUCUGCUUUGGUACCUUUUCUCAAGACAUCCACCUGAUCAAAAUCAAAACAAGCCUGGGAAAACCCUUAGGCCCGCUCCUGACCAAUUGCAAUCUGUUCUGAGCUUUGUGGUCGUUCCGCUAUUUUGGAUGCUCAGGAGUACCAAAUUACAGGAUUCAGUUAUGAAAGUACUCACCUACACGGAAUAAUCCUAGUGCGGGAAUCACCUAUUACGUAUUCACAUGUAGUGAAUAACCUCAGUGCGGGAUUCACCCAGUAAGGUAUUCACUUUUGCAGAAUUGCACUCAGUGCAAUAGAUAUAAUCCUUGUCCUUAGUGUGAUCGUCUAACGUUUGAUUACUUCGUACGACACUGUCAAAAUCGGUUGGACAAGGACACGUACACCCGUACUCUGGGAAGAGAAACUCUCCAAUUUCCUCCCUGAUGAUAACAUCUGUCAUUACCAAGGGGGCCCUGGUAACAUUUCACCACCAACGAGAUCUGACGCCAACUGAAUACAAGUUUCAGGAUAAAAAAUAAAGAUAUUUUAUAAAGAUUGAGGUUGUUAAAAUAGCGGGAACUUUUACAAGACAACUAACCAUGCGAACAUCUUGGUGCCAGCUGACAAACGGUUUCUGUUUAUUCUGACUCAACUUUUGCUACCUGACAUCGUUACCACUUCUAAUGACUCAAUGCGGUCAUAGUUGUCUCUCAACGUAGUCAUCUGGCAGUGGUUAGUACUUAUCAUGACUCAACGCAGUCAACUCCCAAUGGUUACCACUUGUCAUGACUCAACACAGUCAUCUGGAUCUGGUUACCAUUUGCCGUGACUGAACGCAGUCAUCUGGACGUCGUUACCAUUUGCCGUCAUUAAACGCAGUCUUAUGACAUCAGUUACUAUUUGUCAUGAUUUAAAACCUGUCAUCAGACAGUGUCACCAUUCGUCGUUUCUUAUGCAGGCAUUUUCGAUUUGGAUGAAGAAAAAACUGACACAUGCCGAAGCAGUGCGUGCUGACUAAACACUUAGUCAUUCAGCUUGUAUUACGUGGUAUAGGCGACGUACAUUGGCGGCCAUCUUGGGUUUUUAAAGCAAUGUCAUUGUCUCCUGCAGCUUGCCUUUCACUAAGAGUUCUGGAAAAUGAAAUUAUUUUGUUAGAGAUCCAACAUGGCCGAGAGUGCUUGUCAUCUGUAAUGAAAGGUAUUUUUGAUCCAAUUACCGUAUAUUUGGCAAUUCUUCCUCAAUGGUUUUUAAUCUGUUAAUCCAGAGACCGUGAUAUCAAAACGAGCUACAUCUGACCAAACGAUUACAAGUUACCAUAAUAUUUUCUCUUUUCCCUCACCAGUAUAUCGUCUUGAGUUUCCAUUUAAUGGUCCCGCCAUAGUUUAAUUUCUUGCCAAUAUCUUUUGUCUUCCAUGGAAAUUGUUGUUUCAGUUUUUCAUAGUUACAGAUGUAUAGAUGAUGAGGCAAGGCUGAGAGUGGCUUUGUAAUGUCGUGCAUGUCUCUGUUUCUAAUGUUUUUUGUCUGAGAUUAUAUUUGAUGUGAAAAAUAGAAACAAAUGAUUUUCUUGAUGGUUACUUCACUGGCAUUCUCACAAGUCUGUAUUGACGGAGAAAUUAAUGAAAACAAUUGACUUUGUUGCUCUGACGAUCGGUAUCAUAUAUUCGUCUCUCUUUUCCGGUUAAGCCAAGGCUUGCUAACUGUAUCUGAUGGAGUGGUCUCCCCUACACAGUUAUGCCCAUCAUUUAUUUUUGUACCACUGAUUGGCAAAUACACCACGCCUGUGCAGUUUUGUACAAUUCUCGUUAUCAUGUAACAGUUUGAAAAUUCAUUAAGUAAAUUAAUCGUUAAUUUAACCUAUUUGGACUACUUUUAUUGUUUGAAAGUUUUGAUGGACCAUACAUGUUCGCCUUGUCAGUUGUGUUAUUAACUAAAUUAGACUUGCUCGAUCGUUUAGGACUGUUGCGUGUAAUAUUGAGGCUAGAAUCUAUUCCAUUUCACUUCCCUCGUCUUGUUUUGAACAGUGUAUAUUCUGAAGAUUUGAUUGAGAAUCAGGUGUUUACAAAUUUUACCCAAUCUGUUCAUCAAACACAUUCAGCCAAGAUCAGUGUAAAGUUACCUCGAGGCAACACGUUGCUGUGAUACAGCUGUGGUACGUAACGUUGAUCCAGGAGAUACGUAAUUCGUGACGUCACGGCAGCGUUUGUAUUGUGUAUCAUUAGAACAUCCUGAUUUCAGGCCUCGGGAUUGUAAUCACUGUGAAUGUGAGGCCAGAAUCCAGGAUGCAGGUAGGACAGAGUACGAGAGAAUCUGAGGUUCAUGUACUAUGGGAUUACAGUAUGGGACUGACUGUUGUUUGGGAAUUUUUUUCUGACUGUCGUAUAUAACCCCUAUAAUAGUCGUCUGUGUUACUGAUGCCUUAGGCCUGUACUAUGAGAACUUUGUUGCUUCAGCUGUAAACGCCAUGCGAUAUGGACUUCUGUUCGUAUUAUAGAUGUUAACCAGUGUGUUAUGAAAAUUAUAUUGUAUCUCAUGGUGGCAACCGUUGCUAUGUUUCAGUGUAAGCCUUCUUAUCAAGGUAUUAUGAGAACAUAACAUUCCGUUGUUUCUGAAGGCAUCUAUCUGUGUUAUUGAAAUGUUUACCAGUGUGUUCAUUUACGCGGUCCAACCACGAUACCCUCAACCCAGCUGUGUCCAUUAACAACAACAACAACAGCAACAACACGAUGAUAAAGACACCAUCAUAAGGAAUCGUCUUUAUUUUUAUAUCUCCAUGUUUACAUUUGCUUACUGUUAUACAUCACCUUAAUUAGCUAGUUCACACAUUCCAGUGUAUGAUGUUUUAAUCACUGUAUGUGUAUGGCACAAUUUGCAUAUUUCUUAUUCUUUACAUGAACUGUUUUCCUCGGUAUGUGAAUGUGUUCACUAUAACUGGGAAGUAAACUGAAGAAACUUCCAAUCCAAAGGAAGCACUUAUCACAGUUAAUAAAAAUAAAAUAAAAUUUCUAUC